Messenger RNA from Stylonychia lemnae, 1107 nucleotides. The record is from the annotation of a GenBank genome assembly. NCBI's taxonomy places the organism in Eukaryota, Ciliophora, Spirotrichea, Sporadotrichida, Oxytrichidae.
AUGGCUGAUAAGUAUUUAAGAGUUGACAAGACUCAAGACAAGCUCCCAGAGAAUGAAAUUAGAGUCAAGAGAGGCCCAGGUAUCGGAAGAUACUUGAGAAGAGCCAACGAACUAUUGACUGGCAAGGUUCAAGGUCAAGAUUCAGUUGUCAUUAGAGGUGUUUCUAACGCAAUGGAGAACGUAGUCAAGUUGGCUGAGCUCGUCAAGCAUAGAGUUGCAAAACUUCACUAACUUAAUGAGAUCUCAAAUGUGACAAUUAUUGACGAAUACGAACCACUCGAAGAGGGUCUUGAUCAUCUCAAAUUCGAAAGAAAUGUAACCAUGCUCACCAUUACCCUCAGCAAAAACAACCUCGAUAAAGGUGUAGGCUAUCAAGAACCAAUCCCAGAGGAUCAAGUUAAGGCAUACAACGAGAGAUCUUCCGAAGGUGGAGAUCAAAGAGGAGGCUACAGACCCAGAGGUGGUAGAGGUGGCUUCAGAGGAGGCAGAGGCGGCUUCAGAGGUGGUUUCAGAGGAACCAGAGGAGGCAGAGGUGGCUUCAGAGGUGGAGAUAGAGACGACAGAAGAGUUGGAGAUAGAGAUACCUACGAUAGACCCCCAAGAUAAUACGACAAUGAAGAGAGACCAAGAAGAGGCAGAGGUGGCUAUAGAGAUGACAGAAAUGCUGAAGGUGAAGAAAGACCAUACAGAGGUAGAGGUGGCUACAGAGGAGAUAGAAAUGUUGAUGGUGAAGAGAGACCAUACAGAGGUAGAGGUGGCUACAGAGGUGAUAGAAAUGUUGAUGGUGAAGAAAGACCAUACAGAGGUAGAGGUGGCUACAGAGGUGAUAGAAAUGUUGAAGGUGAAGAGAGACCAUUCAGAGGUAGAGGUGGCUACAGAGGAGAUAGAAGAGAAGGAGAAGAAGGUGGUGAGAGAUAAGCCAGAGGUGGUUAUAGAGAAAAUAACUACGAAAACAGAUCAUCAAGAUAUGGCAGAGGAGAAAGAAGAGAUUAUGCCGAAGGCGAAAGCAGACCAUACAGAGGAAGAGGUGGCGACAGAGGUGGAGAUAGACCAUUCAGAGGUACCAGAGGAACCGGUCCAAGAGAACCAAGAGAGCCAAAAGAAUGA